This is a messenger RNA of Serendipita indica DSM 11827, 1671 nucleotides long. NCBI's taxonomy places the organism in Eukaryota, Fungi, Basidiomycota, Agaricomycetes, Sebacinales, Serendipitaceae. The record is from the annotation of a GenBank genome assembly.
AUGCCCAACACUACCGUCAUAUUUGAACCGUACACGAAUAUCGAGGUCGUCGGCGUUGGUUUUCUCGUAGCAGCAGGGGCCCUAUCGCUUCUUACAGCUGGGUGCCUUUUCCUCUUUAUUCUCUUCAAAAUCUGCACAGUCAGAGACGCAGCCGAUGGCAGCUUCUUCCGGAAUCCUCUUGCAGUCUACUUUGCUUGUCUUCUUUUCAGCGACGUGAUUGAAGGCGUCUCGUCUGUGAUCAACGCUUCUUGGGUGACCCAUCGCGGUAUAGAACAAAGCAGCCUCUGUGUAGCUCAGGCGGCACUCAAGCAGGCGGGUCACCUGGGUACGGCGUUCUGGUCUCUGGUCAUCGCCUGCCAGACCUUUGUCGUCCUCUUCUACGGCAUCAGGAGCGAGAAGUGGGUCACGUACACUACCUUGAUUGGCGUUUGGCUCCUCGUCCUCUUGCUUAUGCUCCUUGGGCCUUUGGCUAUUGCCAAACCGGCGCAUGGCCCAUUCUGGGGAAUUAAGGGGUCAUGGUGCUGGAUUGAGGAUGGAUACCCAAUCGAAAGACACGUGCUCCAAUACACCUACCAGUUUGUCUCCGCGUUUGGGUCCAUGAUCCUCUAUACCCUCGUCGUCCUUCGCAUACGAGGAAAUAUCGUCGUCAAUGGAUGGCGGUUUUCUUUUCAACGACGCCGGCCACGCUCAAAGACCCCAGACUCGUCCACUCUCCAGCCAGCAUACUACACCCUCCACCGACGACAGCGCACGCACGACUCACAUGUCGUGACCAAUCUAUCCCAGCCCAACUCACAAGUUAUCAAAGUUGCCAAACACAUGAUGCUUUAUCCGAUCGCGUACAUGAUUCUAAUCCUCCCUCAUGCGACAACUCGCUUCAUGUACUUUGCUGGUCAUAGCAUCUCCCAUCUUACCAUGAUAUGCACCGCGACCCUGCUGAUGCUCAAUGGAUUUGUUGACACCGUCCUGUUCCUGACCACGCGACGUGUCCUCCCGGCCAAGAUGUUGUUCCCGAGGCGACUGCGCUCGUUUCUCGGCCUUUCGACCACCGAAGACGACGACAUCGAGUCGAAAGCUCAUAUCUCGUCGUCACGACCACAGAUGACAAUCCACGAUGGUACAGGCAUCCUCGUCAACAUCGAACGGAUAUCCGAUAGCGACGUACCUCAAUCCCCGGUGCGUGCGAAACUACACCGUGAAUCAUUACAUCUUCAUCACCAACAUCGACCGCUCGGACCAUACGAUAUGCUCACAACGACCUUGAGAGAUGGCCGUGAUGCAUCCGUAGGUCAUACACGCCCUUCACUUGAGUCUACAUGCUCAAUACAGGGUGGGGACAUGCUCAUGAGCAGAAAAAUCGCACGACCCAGCCUUCAUCGCCCGAAUAUGUCGACUGACACCGGGAUGGGUACCAUCUCUGACACAACGGUCGUGGGGGAUGGUAACGAGUCGAGAAAAGGUUCUUUUGAAAUAGCCCGUGCAGCACGGCUCCGUGGUCCGGCGGUGGUAGAGUUUGACUCUCCUCGGCCACAGACAACCGAAUCCUAUAUGCCCUCUCCGACAUCAUCGCCUGGCCUGGAACACGCCUCUGUGGGGUACCAAUACAGGGUCCACGGCCAUCCCUAUGCGUCUCCACAAGCGACGAAUCAGCAUAUGGGCAGAUACGAUUGA